Messenger RNA from Aspergillus clavatus NRRL 1, 681 nucleotides. RefSeq lists its product as uncharacterized. Lineage: Eukaryota; Fungi; Ascomycota; Eurotiomycetes; Eurotiales; Aspergillaceae. The transcript is spliced from 2 exons. Gene Ontology annotation, molecular function: protein binding. The record is from RefSeq and is a predicted model, not a curated record. Bases 1 to 681 code for a protein of 226 amino acids.
AUGGCAACUGACAGAUCCGAUGACAGUGUCGAGAUAAUGCUGGACAUUUUCGAGCUGGACAAGCUGGGCGAUGCCGAGUUCCAGCGCAUACUGCAUUUCAAGCUGCACCUCGCAAUCAUGGAGAACGAUAUUGCCGCAGUCAAGCAGAUGCUGAUCAUAGGAGCCGACCCGAACUUCAGAAACGAGAUGGGAUUCACAGCCGUGGAGUGGGCAGACACCCUGCGCAAUGUGGACGCCCUAAAGGUUCUCCUGCAGGAUGUGGACAUCGCACACAACGGUAUCGAACUACUUGCCGAGCACAUUCGCAACAAACACCCCGCCGUGGUGGCCGUGCUCCUGGAAAUGGGAGUGAAGAGCUUCCUCUCACGCAAUGUGCUCCUCCACCAAGGCCUGAUCCUCCUGGCUUGUCAUAUCGGCCAUGUCACCGUCGUCAGCCUUCUCAUCCGGUGCAUCCCCUGGUACCGGAUCACGCCGAGCAAGCAGAUUUUCCUCCAGACUGCUGCGGCCGCGCAGAAUGAUGAUGUUCUCGAGUUGCUUCGCUCGAUUGCUCGCGAGGAACAGGAGAGUCUCUCCGCUCCGUACCAGCGAUUGCCGUUGAUACCGGUGUAUGCGCCGCCUCGCGAUGUUGAGUUUGAUCGCUUGUUCAACGAGUUCAUCCGAGAGGAUGCGUAUCUGCCUUGA